AUGAGGUACCCUCACAUCCCCAAAUUGACAAGGAGCUCAGGUUUUGGGAUGUCCACACCGGCAACAGUUGCUGGGAAAGCCUUCCUUAUCGUUUAUGGCCUUUUUGGGUGUGCCGGAACCAUCCUCUUCUUCAAUCUCUUCUUGGAGCGAAUCAUCUCGCUUCUGGCUUUAGUCAUGAAAGCUUGCCACGAGCGGCAACUACGGAGAAGUGGCCUUCUACCUCCGACGUGCCGAAGGGGCUCAGCCAUCUCCGACGUUGACAGCCUGAUUGGGUGGAAGCCGUCGGUUUAUCACGUGAUGCUGAUUCUGGGAAUCUUUGCCAUUACUCUUUCUUGCUGUGCCUCAGCCAUGUACACAGCCGUGGAAGGGUGGAAUUACAUCGACUCCUUGUACUACUGUUUCGUCACUUUCAGCACCAUCGGGUUUGGCGAUCUGGUGAGCAGUCAAAACGCCGUCUACCAAAAUCAGGGAUUAUACAGAUUUGGGAACUUCAUGUUUAUAUUAAUGGGGGUUUGCUGCAUAUACUCUCUUUUUAACGUCAUCUCGAUUGUAAUCAAGCAGGUUUUAAAUUGGAUGCUCAGAAAGUUCCGAUGUAGAUGUUGUCCCGAUUGCAAUAAGCCCACUUCGCGCCUUGGGCGACGCAAUGCCAUCACGCCGGGAUCUCGCUUCCGCAGGCACAACUUCUCUAUGGAAACAGACGGACAGUACGACAGUGAUACGGACGGGAGACGGCUUUCGGGCGAAAUGAUCUCCAUGAGGGAUCUUACAGCCUCCAACAAAGUCUCUCUGGCACUCCUGCAAAAGCAAUUAUCCGAGACGGCCAAUGGUUAUCCUCGGAAUGUCUGCAUUAACACUAGACAAAACGGCUUUUCAGGAGGAGUCGGCGCUCUAGCUAUCAUGAACAAUAGACUGGCAGAGACAAGCGAUUCUAGGUAGAAAUUUUGAAAUUAUCUUCUAUAGAAUGAAGACAUUUUCUUAUUUUUUA
This is a messenger RNA of Elgaria multicarinata webbii, 985 nucleotides long. It is a transcript of the gene KCNK12, whose product is annotated as potassium two pore domain channel subfamily K member 12. Gene Ontology annotation, cellular component: plasma membrane. The transcript has 2 exons. Gene Ontology annotation, molecular function: outward rectifier potassium channel activity; potassium ion leak channel activity. Bases 1 to 936 code for a protein of 311 amino acids. Gene Ontology annotation, biological process: stabilization of membrane potential; potassium ion transmembrane transport. The record is from RefSeq and is a predicted model, not a curated record. Lineage: Eukaryota; Metazoa; Chordata; Lepidosauria; Squamata; Anguidae.